AGAAAUGGCAAACUGCAAAUUCCUCCAAAACCUGCCUUGGCGUUUGUCAGGAGCAUAACAGCCUUGUUGAUAACGUGGGCGAAUGAGAGGACUCUGCCAUAUAUGACAUCAGCACUCUAGAACAUUUAGUAUCAAACGUUCUGCUUGCAUUAAAUCUCCCAAAAGCAGCUUUCAGGUGGGCAGCAAAUAGUUCAAAGAAUGUUUGACCCUAAAAUUUUAGAUAUCCCAGCUGUGAUAUUUGACAACGGAUCUGGAUUAUGCAAGGCUGGUAUUGCAGGGGACAGUGCACCAAGGUCAGUUAUUACAGCAAUUGUUGGUCGCUCGAAAGCCAAAGCAACGAUGCUUGGAGCAGGACAGAAGGAAUUUUAUGUUGGAGAAGAAGCCCAGUCCAAAAGGGGUGUCUUAAGUUUGAAUUAUCCAAUCGACCACGGCAUAGUUACAUCUUGGGAUGACAUGGAGAGGAUCUGGAGACAUGUCUACGAGUGUGAGCUGAGACUCAAAGCUAGCGACAGGCCGGUGCUACUGACGGAGGCCCCACUCAAUCCCCUACAGAACCGGGAAAAAAUGACUGAGAUCAUGUUUGAAGGCUUUAAGGUGCCUGCCAUGUAUGUUGCAGUGCAGGCAACGCUGGCACUCUAUGCCUCAGCACGCACCACGGGGAUAGUAAUGGACAGUGGAGACGGAGUUACCCACACCGUACCCAUCUACGAAGGAUACUGUUUACCCCAUGCAGUUUCCAGGCUGGAUAUCGCAGGCAGGGAUAUCACUGAAUACUUCAUGAGACUCCUUUUGGAAAGUGGCCACUCCUUCGUGAGCACAGCGGAGAGGGAGAUCGUGAAAGACAUCAAGGAGAAGCUGUGCUACGUGGCUUUAGAUCCCGUCAAAGAAAUGAAAGCAAAGCCAGAAGAAAUCCUCAAAGAAUACAAACUGCCAGAUGGAAAUAUCAUUAAGAUAGGCAAUCAGCUCUUUCGAGCCCCGGAGACGCUUUUUAUGCCCGCUAAUAUUGGUAUCGAAGCCCCUGGGGUGCACAAAAUGAUCUUCAACAGUGUGAUGAAAUGUGACAUUGAUGUUCGCAGGGAUCUUUACGGCAACGUGCUUCUUUCCGGUGGGUCCACCUUAUUUCCUGGACUGGAUGAACGGAUCCUGAGGGAGAUGCAGCGGCAGGUGCCCAUCGGGAUGGUUGUACGGAUCAUAGCACCGCCCGAGAGGAAGUACUGUGUGUGGAUCGGGGCCUCCAUCCUCACUUGCUUGUCAUCUUUUAAAGAAAUGUGGGUCACCGUCAGUGAUUACAAAGAGUUUGGUGCCACUGUAGUACACAGAAAAUGCUUUUAAGGAGAGACUAUGCAACUGAACCAUGCUCUCAUUCGAAUAAACAGUGCUCAAGAAAUGCUCCCAAGAUGUGAACCAGAAGAUGCUACAGCGGUUUGUGUAUUUAUCGGAUGACCAAACAUUACAGAAAAUAAAACAUUAGAAACAGACCA
This is a messenger RNA of Mauremys reevesii (Reeves's turtle), 1481 nucleotides long. Its product is annotated as actin-85C-like. The transcript has a single exon. The record is from RefSeq and is a predicted model, not a curated record. Bases 199 to 1332 code for a protein of 377 amino acids. Lineage: Eukaryota; Metazoa; Chordata; Testudines; Geoemydidae.